This is a messenger RNA of Nannospalax galili (Upper Galilee mountains blind mole rat), 1057 nucleotides long. It is a transcript of the gene Avpi1, whose product is annotated as arginine vasopressin induced 1. NCBI's taxonomy places the organism in Eukaryota, Metazoa, Chordata, Mammalia, Rodentia, Spalacidae. Bases 204 to 632 code for a protein of 142 amino acids. The transcript has 3 exons. The record is from RefSeq and is a predicted model, not a curated record.
GAUUGGCCCGCGGAGUCUCCGCGUUCGAUUUUGGAAGGUCCGCUCCGCCGCUGUCUGCCCAACUGCGGCCGAGGAUUGGCUGUUGCCCGGUUUAGGAGCGUUUGCUUUCUCCUGGGGAGCUGUGGCUGCGAUCCAGGUGGCCGGGUCAGGCUCGGGGCUGCGUUCUGCCGCCUCGGGCAACCGGGGCAUCCAGAGUACCUGUGAUGGGGACCCCAGCUUCUGUGGUGAGUGAGCCACCCCUGUGGCAGGUCCCAGCAGAAGCCCGGGGCCGCAAGCAGGCAUCAGCUAACAUCUUCCAGGAUGCUGAGUUGCUGCAGAUCCAGGGCCUGUUCCAGCGCAGUGGGGACCAGCUAGCUGAAGAGCGGGCCCAGAUCAUCUGGGAGUGUGCAGGGGACCACCGUGUGGCAGAAGCUCUGAGGAGGCUACGCAGGAAAAGGCCCCCCAGACAGAACCACUGCAGCCGGCUCAGCAGGGUGCCAGAGUCUGGUUCUACAAUAACUGACCCACAAAGCAGUGCCACUGAAGUGACCUCCAGCGAGCAGUUUGGGAACUCCAGGAGGACAAGUGCCAGAGUCCACCGCAACUGGAAUAAGCCAGGCCCCACAGGCUACCUCCACCAGAUCAGACACUGAUCCACACUGAGCCCUCAAAUGGCAGCAUCCUCUCCAGGAAUCACAGGGAUAUUCCAAAGGGCCUAGGGAGGUGCAUAAAGGAGACCAGGUAGAGCAGGGCCCUACCUGGGUUAAUAAAAGUGGUCACAAGGCUGUUGUACUCAGUUCAGAACACAACUGUAGGCAUCCACUUGGCUGUGCACUAUGUGGGACCUGUUCUGAGCAAGGAUAUGCUGAGGCUACUCAUGCCUCAGCCUUUUUUGACUUAAGGGUGUAGUUGGGCUGCAUGACAUUUCCCUGGGAUAGAAGUGACAAGUACUCAUCUCACCACUUCUGCUAAUUGCCAGUUACUGUCACCAUGAUUUUUCAUUUGAUCGGCUGUGCCACACCCUUGUCCGUUGCAAAGAGAAAAAUUGUUUAAGUAGCAAAUAAAAACAUUUGCAUAA